Molecule: messenger RNA, 3175 nt
Organism: Alexandromys fortis (reed vole)
Lineage: Eukaryota; Metazoa; Chordata; Mammalia; Rodentia; Cricetidae
Gene: Pacsin2
Product: protein kinase C and casein kinase substrate in neurons 2
Exons: 12
Coding region: 315-1775 (486 amino acids)
Biological process (GO): caveola assembly; regulation of endocytosis; actin cytoskeleton organization
Cellular component (GO): endosome; cytoplasm; plasma membrane
Molecular function (GO): protein binding; phospholipid binding
Source: RefSeq, a predicted model, not a curated record
UCGGCUGGCGGCAGAAGCGGCGGCGGGUCUGGGCAGGGCCGGGCAGCGCGGCCGGAGCGGAACGGAAAAGGGGUCGGAGUCGCAGCCCGGCCGGGGCGGCGUGCGUAGCGGAACCCGAGGCGAGCGGCGGCCGAGUUCUGGAGUCCGGAAGCCUGAAGUGAGGAUGCAAUAGUGCUGGGCUCUCUUCUGGGUAUAGAUCCAACCUCUGGUGCUUCUCUUACACAGCUGAACAAGGGUCUGUCUACAGGUUUUGAGCAUCUGAAGUGAAUCCCUGAACCAGAGUGUCUGCUGCCAUCCCCUCAUCCUCUGCAGAAAUGUCUGUCACCUACGACGAUUCUGUGGGAGUGGAAGUGUCCAGUGACAGCUUCUGGGAGGUCGGGAACUACAAAAGGACUGUGAAGCGGAUUGAUGAUGGGCACCGGCUGUGUGGUGACCUCAUGAACUGUUUGCAUGAGCGGGCACGCAUUGAAAAGGCAUAUGCACAGCAGCUCACUGAGUGGGCCCGACGCUGGAAGCAGCUUGUGGAGAAAGGACCACAGUAUGGGACUGUGGAGAAGGCCUGGAUGGCUGUCAUGUCUGAAGCAGAGAAGGUGAGCGAGCUGCACCUAGAAGUGAAGACGUCACUGAUGAAUGAAGACUUUGAGAAGAUCAAGAACUGGCAGAAGGAAGCCUUUCACAAACAGAUGAUGGGAGGCUUCAAGGAGACAAAGGAAGCAGAGGAUGGCUUCCGGAAGGCCCAGAAGCCCUGGGCCAAGAAGCUGAAAGAGGUAGAAGCAGCAAAGAAAGCCCACCACACAGCAUGCAAAGAGGAGAAACUGGCCAUCUCUCGAGAAGCCAACAGCAAAGCAGAUCCAUCUCUCAAUCCCGAACAGCUCAAGAAACUGCAAGACAAGAUAGAAAAAUGCAAGCAGGAUGUCCUGAAGACCAAGGACAAGUAUGAGAAGGCCCUGAAGGAGCUUGAUCAGACCACACCUCAGUACAUGGAGAACAUGGAGCAAGUGUUCGAGCAGUGCCAGCAGUUUGAAGAGAAGCGCCUGCGCUUCUUCCGGGAGGUUCUACUGGAGGUUCAGAAGCACCUGGACCUGUCCAAUGUGGCUAGCUACAAAACCAUUUACCGAGAGCUGGAACAGAACAUCAAAGCAGCUGAUGCCGUAGAGGACCUUAGGUGGUUCCGAGCCAACCAUGGGCCAGGCAUGGCCAUGAACUGGCCACAGUUUGAGGAGUGGUCUGCAGAUCUGAAUCGAACUCUCAGCCGGAGAGAGAAGAAGAAGGCUGCUGAUGGUGUCACCCUAAUGGGAAUCAACCAGACAGGGGACCAGUCUGGGCAGAACAAGCCUGAAAGCAACCUUAGUGUCCCGAGCAACCCUGCCCAGUCCACGCAGUUACAGCCCAGCUACAACCCCUUCGAGGAUGAGGACGACACGGGCAGCACCGUCAGUGAGAAGGAGGACAUUAAGGCCAAAAAUGUCAGCAGCUAUGAGAAGACUCAGAAUUACCCUACUGACUGGUCUGACGAUGAGUCCAACAACCCUUUCUCGUCCACGGAUGCCAACGGGGACUCUAACCCAUUUGACGAGGAUACUACCUCAGGAACAGAAGUGCGAGUUCGGGCCCUCUAUGACUAUGAGGGGCAGGAACACGAUGAGCUGAGCUUCAAGGCUGGAGAUGAGCUGACCAAGAUAGAGGAUGAAGAUGAACAGGGUUGGUGCAAGGGACGCUUGGACAGUGGCCAGGUUGGCCUAUACCCAGCCAACUAUGUCGAGGCGAUCCAGUGACAGGCCAUACAUGGGCAGGCUGGCGGAGAGACGGAAGUGGGCAAUUCAGGAGCUCCGUUAGCCUUGACCUGUGCAGUGAUACCUCUAGUGCCCCCAGCAGCCAUGUAGGCAUCCACUCCACCUGCAAAAGAUGAUGGUUCUGUUGUUCUUGGCUUCCUGGUGUGGUUUGAAGGCAGAUGAGCUGGUGAUUUCACUAGGGACUUGGCCCCUUUCCAAGCACAUCUGGGCAGAUCUAGGCACAGGAAGACACGGUCCAACAGCAAAAGCCAAGCCCCUCCCUAUCCCUACCAGCUCUCUGAAUCAUGGAUCUGCACCUUCUUGCCCUUGCCUCUCUUGAGUCAAUGAUGGAUCACACUGAUUCUUGUUCCACUGAUUAUUUUCUCUGAUGAGUCCCUACCUGCAAGUUCAGUGAACAGACUUCAACGCCAUUUUCUGAGUAAAGAGUUUGAGGUUUUAAUUUAAAGGCAAUGUACAGUUAUACUUUUUAUAUGCUCUUCCAGUCACGUAAAUUAUGGCCUAGAUUGAUCUGAGUGAGAUGUUCUCCAUGUAAGGUGUCUUCAAUUCUCUGCAUUGUCCAGAUGUGGGGUUGCUGCAGCAGGGGUCAGUGGCAGUGCCAGUUCCAGGGGUAGUGUUAUGCAGCAUUCCCCAGCAUCACCAUAUUUAGAAAUUACUUUCACUGUAUUCUUGCUUCAGUUUUUCAAGUUAACAGUUUAUUAGUGAUUUGGAAAGUUAAAAGAAGACUAACUUUUCAGAGCAGCUGCAUCUAUAGAUUAAGAUGCUUUACAUUAGACUCAUGUCUUGAUGUAUAUCUGUGUAUAUUAUUUGAUAUCAGAGGAUCUAUAAAGUUCACCUACUGUUAAAAUGAGAUUUGGUGGCUUCUGACAGCAGGUAUUGUCAACUGCUUGAAGCCCAUGACAUUGAGGCACAGGCAUGGCUGGCCAACAGCCUCCUUUCAGUUAAGAUAUGGCUCUGGCUUCUGAGUGGAGGCUGCUGAGAAGACUUAAUUCUCCCUGGCCAGAGCUCCAGCUCCUAGGUCUUUGCAGUCGUCACAGGCUGCACAGUCCCUGUGCCACUCACUGGAGAGUUAGAGGGUUCUACCCCCAGCACACAUCCCUGUGGGUACCCUUAUUCUCAAGUCCAGUGGGACUGUCCUGAGCCCCAGGGAUAAGCUCAGGGAGGGCCUUUAUUUUGUUAGCUCAGACAGUGGGCAGUGUUGCACGUCAGCAACGUGUGUCUUCAGUGUUGCCGUGAGUGCCCUGUUGCACUGUGGAUGUGUGUCAUAACAGCUUAUCAGCAGAAAUCCUUGUUCCUAAGCUAUAGUCCUUAACUUUUAGAAAUUCCUUUAAAUGUAUAGUAUUUUAGAACAACAACAACAAAAAAUCAAUAAACAGUUGAUCUUG